AUGCAAGAAGACUUGGAAGUCACUGGCAUAUCGCGUAGCGGACGUGUUAGAAAGAAAAGUUCUAAAUUGAUGGAUUUUGAGUCUCCUGAUGACAUUGAGACUCGUUUUCGGCGUCAAACGCCCGUAAAAUCAUAUACCGGAUUCCGACCUGAAGAGAGCCAGGAAUUUCCACCACAAGAAAGUACUACUCCGAGACCGGUAGACGAUGCAGGCACCGCAUCUGGAAGUGAGUCAGAUUAUUAUGAAAACACUGGAGAAAAUGCAGAUAGCAUGGAAUCCGACAGCUCGGCAUCAGACGAAGGCUCCACUAGGACUCCAGCUAACUCUCUUUAUAUGAUGGAGAAGAGUAGCAAAAAGAAGUUGAUUGUGAAAGAUGGCAGAGUUGUUGGUAGGGCCAAAGCCCAGAGAAAAGACAAGGGUAAAACCCGCAUCACUGCCUACAUGAUGUGGGCUAAGGAAGCUCGAAAUGAGUUACUUCGCAAGCAUCCUGACAUGGACUUCUCUGCAAUUUCAAAACGCCUGGGAGAAAUGUGGUCUAAUGUGAACUACAAUGAACGUUAUCUGUGGAAGCGCAAAGCCAAACGGUUUGCAAUGCAGAAGGAGCAGAGCAAUCAAGCUACAGCGAACAAGAUUAUAAUAUCUAAUCCAAGUCGGCCCCUUACUACGACUGGACCGGGCCGCCCUCCUGCCAACCGCCCGCCUGUUAAACCAGUUCCCACUACGCCACCUCAACAAGCUCUUGUGCCCGUGGCAAGUGCAGCGGCAGGGACAGCGGCCGGGGCGGGCGGCAUGUACCGCGUCACGGGCUGCGGGGCUGUGGAGGUGGCCGCGCACCUUCGGCUGUUGGGUGAGAGCCUCGCCAUCAUCGGGGAGAGGCUCAAGGAACACGAGGGUCAAAUCGCAGUGUCAGGGUCGGUGUCGGUGCUGCUGGACACGCUGCUGUGCUCGCUGGCUCCGCUGCUGUCGGUGUCGCGCGCCAUCCCCGCCAUCGCCCCCCCUCAGCGCCUGCUGCAGGACACGCUGCACAACAUCGCCUACAUCAUGCCGGGGCUAUGA
Messenger RNA from Arctia plantaginis, 1056 nucleotides. The record is from the annotation of a GenBank genome assembly. Lineage: Eukaryota; Metazoa; Arthropoda; Insecta; Lepidoptera; Erebidae.